AUGGCUGUCCGUGUUGCCGCUUCGUGCCAGUGCAACAUGGCGGCCUCUGUUUUCGAGCUGUGGAGAUCUGCCGCCAACGAGAAAGUAUGUGAGAAUCUGGCUAAAGCGUGCGUUGCCGUAGUGGCCCUUGCCGUUGUCAAGUCUAUGAACUGCGUGAUGCGAUACUGUAUUGAGGUGGACCUCGUCACUAUAUCUCUCAAAGCAUACCAUGUACUAGCUACGAUCGCGUCGAGGCUGCGAGCAAACAUGCAGGGCCAAACCGGUAGGGACACGUGGUGUAAGCCGAUGGAUGAGGUGGUGCUGACUUGCUUACGAGUAUUAUGUGGAUUCUCCUUCCCCUUACCGGAUGGGAUUCGAGGAAACACAAAAGCAUCGAUAUCAACGACUGGCUCGGGCAGCAGUCGAUCCAUUGAGACCGUAGGCGAAAGUGGGGCGAAUGAUGGCGAAAGUUGCCUUGUGACGAUCAGCUGGCGCGAGGUGCAUGCGAUGAAGGCGCUUUUUGGCGCUGCACAUGUUAUGGAGGAAGAGCUUUCAGAGACGGAGUGGUGCGAGUUACUCGAGGGCUUUGAAAUCAUUGUGGACCUUACAGAUGCAAAGCGAAGGAAAGGACAGCAAAAGUUACCGACUAAAACUUAUCGAAUCAGGGCUUUUCGAAUCGAAGAUAAAGACGUUGAACAGCAGUUGGUGACGCUGAACAAUUCGGUCGUGGAUUUGAUUUGUGGUGCGCGUAAGAUGAGUAGUGCCGCUCAGCAAAAGCUGCUGAGUGCAGUAAGAAGGGUUUUGUGGAACCAAGUUAGCCCCCCAAUGCCGAGCAGAGGUUCGGAGUUUCUGUCGGAUUCGACUAGCACGGAAUCACCUACCGACGGAUGGAAGAUAGCUGAUGAAGGUGACUCAUCGAGCUCCAUAAGCUUCCACCGUAUGAAAUCUAUCAUAGCUACUUGGGUGUAG
Messenger RNA from Peronospora matthiolae, 948 nucleotides. The record is from the annotation of a GenBank genome assembly. Lineage: Eukaryota; Oomycota; Peronosporomycetes; Peronosporales; Peronosporaceae.